Messenger RNA from Sardina pilchardus (European sardine), 2857 nucleotides. It is a transcript of the gene gfra4b, whose product is annotated as GDNF family receptor alpha 4b. Lineage: Eukaryota; Metazoa; Chordata; Actinopteri; Clupeiformes; Clupeidae. The record is from RefSeq and is a predicted model, not a curated record. Gene Ontology annotation, molecular function: signaling receptor activity. The transcript is spliced from 8 exons. Gene Ontology annotation, biological process: nervous system development. Gene Ontology annotation, cellular component: external side of plasma membrane; signaling receptor complex. The coding region runs from base 370 to 1671 and encodes 433 amino acids.
AACAGUCGUCUGCGACCUGGUUAGGUGUUAACUCCGUUUCUGAUGCGUAGCUUAUUACCAACAAAGUUAAUGUCUCAGGGUAACUUAAACUGACGAUCUAAGAUACUAUUUUAGACAGUUGCAUGUCCUGAAAUUAAUAGCAAGUUCACCCCAUAUGACAGUUUACUAACUCUUCAUAACAUAAUUCCGUGCGUGCUGUAAAUAUUCCAACGAGAGAAUAUUUAGGAGAAUGUUGUUUCAUCAGUGUUUGCAUGGUAUUCAUCCCACACAAGGUCGGUAACGUAAAUCUCAUGGUAAAUCCAGAGACGUGAAAAGUAUCCUACAGAUUAUUUUGCUUUUGGAAUAUUUUUUGCCACAUUGAAAUUCGCGAUGGACCUUUUAGGAUUGUACCUGUUUCAGCUCGUCUUUGUUGCCCUGCAGGAGGCACUGUCUGCGGGGAGGGACUGCCUGCUGGCAGGGGAUUCCUGCUCCAGCGACGAGACGUGCAGCCCGCGUCUGCGCACGCUACGCCAGUGCGUGGCUGGCAACGGCAGCAUGAAGCUGGGCCCCGGCGCCCGCAGCCAGUGUGCCAACGCCGUGUCGGCGCUGCUCUCGAGCCCGCUGCACGGCUGCCAGUGCCGACGGGGCAUGAAGAAGGAGAAGAACUGCCUGAGCAUCUACUGGAGUCUCCAUCAGUCGGGCAUUCACGGACUCAACCUGGUGGAGAGCUAUCCCUACGAGGCCGUGCAGAAGGGUUAUGACUAUGUGCGCCUGGCGUCCAUCACUGCAGAUUCGGAGGUGGGCAUCGUGACGGUGAACCGUUGCCUGGACGCGGCCAAGGCGUGCAACGUGGACGACGAGUGCCAGCGCCUGCGCACCGAGUACGUGACGGCCUGCCUCAAGCCGUCGUCGCGCUCGGGCCUCUGCAACAAGCCCAAGUGCCACAAGGCGCUGCGGCGCUUCUUCGACCGCGUGCCCGUCGAGUACACGCACCGCCUGCUCUUCUGCCCAUGCAGCAGCCAGGCGUGCGCCGAGCGCCGCCGCCAGACCGUCGUGCCCCAGUGCUCCUACGAGGGCGGGGACAAGCCCAGCUGCCUGGCACAGCUGAGGGCCUGCAACGCCGAUUACGUCUGCAGGUCUCGCGUGGCCCAGUUCCAGUACGACUGCCAGCCGGACGAGCAGUCCGCCAGCGGCUGCAAGCAGGGGAGUCACCGGGACUGUCUCAUGGCCUACACCGGACUGAUCGGGAGCCCGAUGACGCCCAACUACGUGGACAACUCCUCGUCCAGCGUGGCCCCGUGGUGCACCUGUGCGUCCAGCGGAAACCAGAAGGAGGAGUGUGCCCACUUCCUGGGCUUUUUCACCGACAACAUCUGCCUGAGUAAUGCUCUUCUCACUUUCGAGAAUGACCUGGACCCGACGCCAACCCCGGGCCAGUCAGGACAGCCCAGCCACGUCACCGGUUGGCCAGAAUAUGGCACCACUCCGGCCCACUCCGUCUCCAUGGAGACAGAAGAGAAUUUAAUGAGUCCACUGAUACCCACACAGGCCACCCUGAAUGAUAGGCUCUGGGGUGACACCACGGGUCCCUCCAGCACCGAGCCCAAGUCUGCCAGCCCUCUCCCCCCACCACUCCCCACCUGGAGCCUCCUCCUCCUCCUCCUCCUGCACCUCUUCUGCUACGAUCAGUGAAGGAUGUCGUUGACGCCUGAUACAUCUCCGCAUACACACAGCGGGCUGGGCUCUGUAUUACAAACAAACAAACAAACAAACAAACAAACAAACAAACUUGAAACAAACAUAAACAACUGAAAGGACCUUCUAUAGUGGAUUGGCCACAGGGGCACAGGCAAAGACAGUGUGUUACAUUUUUGUUCCUGUGGACCAGCUGAUCUCACUGAAGAGUUUCUGACAUUGACGCAGUGGCAAACGGGCACUUUAUAUAAACGCCAAUGUAUAGUUAAAUUCAGACGUGAGCAUGGACGAGGAGGCCAUUCGCAUCACGGUGUAUAUAUGUACAGUACAAUGCUGUCACGUAGCCAUGACAAAAAGUUUAAUGUGUGUGAAUAUUUCCUGUUCAGAGUCAUCCGAAUUCAUCACUUGUGUCCACCGCAAAGGAACUGCCUUUAGACGCAUGGAAACGGAAUAGGUUUCUAUUGAGGCCGUGUGUAACUAGCCCAGACAGGUACAAAAAUCAAUGGGAGAUGGUGAGGCCAGCGCUGAUACCCUCUGCCUAAGGCUUCACAUGCAUCACUUAAACUGCUUGGAAAAAGACCCUUGAGGAAAUGGAGAUUUAAUAUCAUUCAGUUCGGCUCCACUGAGGAGGAGGAGGAUGAGCAUGGAGAAGUGGGUUAUUUUGGAUCAAUAGUAAAUGGUGAAGUCAUUGAGUCGGAGGUAAACAAAAUGGCUCUCCAAACUCAUUUCAGAGAGGCGGACACGUGCCAACGUUCCGAUCAUUCCAAGUGCACCUCUGGGGAGCUAUCUUAUGUUCCAGGGACCAGGAUGGGGCUUUGCAUUUGGACCAUUGACUUCACCUUUCAAUAGCUAACGUCUGGUGCGCUCAUUCCCUCCAAGCAGACAUCUCGUAUCCAAAGGACAUUGACCAAGCAGAACCGUUCUUGGUUCUCCUUCAGUCAGCUCUUUCUCAGUCGCCAACUUUGCCAUUUGCCAACUGUGGGAUCGGUGCAAGUGGGCGUGAUGGACGGUGGUUUUGAGACGGCGGCCAGGGCUGUCGGCGAGGCACCGCACCGCGCCGGGGCCUAACAGGGAUGCACUGUUCUUGUUUGUGAUGUGAUGUUGCGUCCACUGAGAGGAUGGCUGUGGGUUCUUCUUUUUGCUCAAUUCAUUUCAAUCACUGCCAAUAAAAGCUGUCGGUUCA